This is a messenger RNA of Hydatigera taeniaeformis, 2538 nucleotides long. Lineage: Eukaryota; Metazoa; Platyhelminthes; Cestoda; Cyclophyllidea; Taeniidae. The record is from the annotation of a GenBank genome assembly.
AUUGAUGGCACUGCUCCACCAUCGCCGCCCAAUCUUAAACCCGGUACAGAGAUUUACGAGGUUCCUGAAGGAAUUCGUCCCGAACUUCAAACUAUGGGUAUUGAAGUGCUUUGCUGGGGUGUUCGUAAUAUGUCCAAGUAUCAGUUGGCUGCAGUAAACUCGCCUUCGGUGGAGAUUGAAGUCGGUGGAACAGUGCUCAGUUCAGAUGUCAUCACUAACUUGAAAAGAACACCAAACUUUAAGAAGUCACUCAUGUUCCAUGUGGCUAAACUUCCCAAGGAGACUCUCUACAUGCCACCAAUUAACAUUGGUGUACGCGACAAUCGACCGUUUGGUCGCAAACCACUAGUUGGAACCCAUGUCAUUUCCGACAUUUCAGGCUUCAAGGUACCUCCAUUGAUGCAACCAUUCGAUCCUCUCGAAGCCAUUCCAGAGCUGGAACGAGCAGGUUCGCCACCUCUUAUCCAUGAGCAAGACAUGGAUAAGCCAUACGAACCGGAGAAGAAGGCUCUCUGCGCUUCGAGAACCAGCAUUCGGCGUUCCAGUCGCCCAGAUGGAGCGGAAACGUCCGCUACUGAGGGUGCGCUUGCGUACUUGCGGGAACAGGCUAGCGAAAUGGAUUUGGAACAGCUGGACCCCAACAUUGAUUGGUACUCUAAAUACUAUGCGUCAAAGGGUGAAUUCAAGAAAUGUACCGACUACAAAGAGCGUGGCUAUGAUCUACUCAAGGUAGCCCUCGUCUCUCAGUUAUACCUACCUCAUCCAGUAGAGGAUAGUGAAGGCUUCUAUCACUUUGAGGACUUUUGUCCAACAUUCCACCUAUACCGAGGAAAAUCAAAAGAUUCCGAUGAAGAUGAUGAAGAAAACUUUGCUGGAGACUUCAAGGGUACCUUCCGUAUUUAUUGCCUUCCCGAAGAUCCAAAUGCUGCGAUGCCGUUAAAGUAUCUUGAAAAUGAGGUUCCAGACUCAGCCCCAGUCGAAUGCAUAAUUCGUGUCUACAUUAUAAAAGCCAUCGACCUGCAGCCAAGUGACCCAUCUGGUUUGGUAAUGCCCUUGCUCUUCUAUAUGUUGCAGAAGGCUGAUCCUUAUGUUGAGAUCAGGUUGGGAAAACAAAAGGUCAGCUCCAAGGAUAACUAUAUUCCCAACAACCUGAAUCCCGAAUUUGGCAGAAUGUUUCAACUAAAAGCUCUUAUUCCGAUUGAGAAGGAUUUGAUUAUCAAAAUCGUUGAUUACGAUUUGAUGACGCGUGACGAUGUCAUCGGUGAGACUGUCAUCGACUUGGAGAACCGGCUACUUACUAGAUUCCGUGCCACAUGUGGCAUUCCACAGUCCUACAACUUAACAGGCAUAAAUCAGUGGCGUGACAACCAGCUGCCCUCGGAAAUUCUUGCCGCAUUCUGUAAGAAAAACUCCCUCCCAGAUCCAAAGUACUCCAUUGAAGGAAAUGGUGUCGUCACCUGCCAUAUUGGAGAACACUUCUUUAACAUCAAUGCGUUUGAAAAAGGUAUGACCCCUAGCCCACAUUGGGGGCCUCCAAAGGAACGUCUUGCACUUCAUAUCUUAAAUGCCCUCCCGUUGGUCAAAGAACACGUGGAAACAAGAGUACUUCAAAAUCCUAUUCAACCUGGAAUGGAUCAGGGAAAACUUGAACUAUGGGUGGACAUAUUUCCUUCGAAUUUGGGUCAACCUGGACCUUGCUUCGACAUUACUCCACGUCGUCCGAAGGAAUAUGAGCUAAGAGUUAUUGUUUGGAAUACAUAUAAUGUCAAGCUCGAUGAAACGUCAAUUACUGGCGAACGUAUGUCUGAUAUCUAUGUCAAAGGUUGGCUAAUGGGAGUUGACGAACGUGAGCAUACGGACGUUCACUAUCGUUCACUUGACGGUGAAGGAAACUUCAAUUGGCGUCUCAUCUUCCCAUUCGGGUUCAUACCGGCGGAAAACGAAUUAGUCGUCUCGAAGAAGGAGCACUUUUGGUCUCUUGAUAAGGUUGAAAAGAGAUUCCCGGCGGUCCUCUGUUUGCAGGUAUGGGACAAUGACUUAUUCUCACCCGAUGAUUAUUUGGGAACAAUGGAAUUACCUCUAACACACAUGCCACAACCAGCCAAGAAGCUUAAGGAAUGCACCCUUGAUAUAAUGAAUACAAGUAGUCCAAAGAACAAAAUGAUCAACCUGUUUGAAAGCAAACGUGCUAGCGGUUUCUGGCCGUUUGCUGACCAGCCUGGGCCAGAUGGACAACUAACGGGUAAACUUGAAGCAGAAAUGGAACUCCUGACUAAACAAGAAGCACUGGAAAGACCUGCAGGAAAAGGACGAGACGAGCCAAACGCUAAUCCGCACUUGGAUAAACCCAAGCGUCCGGAAACUUCGUUCUUCUGGUUCACCUCACCUUUCAAGACAUGCAAGUUCAUUAUUUGCAAACGAUUCAAAUGUAUCCUCAUCACGAUCAUCUGCGUCUUCCUCGCCGUUCUGCUUAUUGCACUCUUUAUCUACGCUAUUCCAGCUUUUCCUUCUAUCGUUCCCGUGGCUAGUGAUAUUUAA